GUCAUGGCCAAGUAUUGUACUGUCAUAAGUGGUGUACGAUGAGGUUCAUAAAUAGGUUAUUUUGCCUGCUUUUUGUAUUUGCCAGCGCAAACGCUGGUGGUCCGACUCUUGUCUUGUUGGACAAUCUCGCAAUUAAGGAAACACAUUCGAUAUUUUUCAAAACAUUACAGGACAGUGGCUAUGUAUUGACUUUCAAAUCAGCUGACGAUGCAAGUUUACAGCUCUCGAAGUAUGGUGAAUAUUUAUACGAACACUUAAUAAUAUUUGCACCCACAGUCGAAGAGUUUGGUGGUGCUUUGAGUGUGGAAGCGAUAACAGAAUUCAUUGAUGGUGGUGGAAAUGUUCUGAUUGCUGGCUCCUCGCAAUCUGGUGUUGCUUUGCAUGAAUUAGCUUCAGAAUGUGGUUUGGAAAUAGAUGAGGAAGGUUCCAGUGUAAUUGAUCACAUGAAUUACGAUGUUUCCGAUAACGGCCAACAUACCACUAUAGUAGCAGAUCCAUCUAAUCUGAUAGAUGCUCCAGUCAUUGUCGGAAGCAAAGACAUUCCUCCGUUACUCUACGAAGGAACUGGACUGAUUGCAGAUUCGGAUAAUCCAUUAAUUUUACGUCUCUUAUCAGCAUCCACCUCAGCAUAUACCUAUAAUCCAGACCAAGUAAUCAAAGAGUACCCACAUGGUGUUGGUAAAAACACUUUGUUGAUAGCUGCUUUACAGGCAAGGAAUAAUGCUCGAGUUUUGUUUUCGGGUUCAAUAUUUUUCUUCAGCGAUGAAGCAUUCACCAGUUCUAUUCAAAAGGGACAAGGUGGGCAGAGAUAUGAGAAAUCCGGUAAUCAGAUAGUAGCAAAAGCCAUGGCACAAUGGGUAUUUAAAGAAAAUGGUGUUAUACGCGUGUCGUCCGUUCACCAUCAUCGGGUUGGCGAAUCGCAGCCGCCGGCCGCGUACACAAUCAUGGACGAUGUAGUGUAUUCAAUUGAUGUCGAGCGACUGUCGGGCGGCAAGUGGGUACCCUAUGAGACGAACGAUCUGCAGCUGGAAUUCGUGCGGAUCGAUCCGUUUGUGCGUAUGACCAUGAAGCCGGUAGGAAACGGUCGUUACGAAGGCAGAUUCAAGAUCCCCGAUGUAUACGGGGUAUAUCAAUUCAAAGUAGACUACAAGCGCGUCGGAUUGACGCAUCUCUACAGCACCACUCAAGUGUCUGUACGUCCGCUGCAACAUACACAAUAUGAACGCUUUAUACCGAGUGCGUUUCCGUAUUAUAUAAGCGCGUUUUCCAUGAUGGGCGGCGUGUUUCUAUUUUCUCUCGUAUUUCUUCACUACAAAGAUGAGACAAAAUCCAAGUCUGAAUAAUUUGAAUGUCUCAAUGUUCGAGCAUAUUGUCAUCGUUUGUCUUCUUUCGAUAUUUGUUUUGAAAAAACAUAGUAUCACUUAUUUUUUUUUAACAUGAUACAUUCAAAGAUAAAUUCAUGACAAUGAAAAUUUUCGUAAUUGUAUUGAAAAAAUUACAUUUCAACAUGUUAAGAUUUUACUGUGCUUAUAAAAAACUAGCUAUUUUGAAAAAAAAAUCCAUGCAUUUACGUUUAUUCCAAUUUUUCUUUAAAGAAUAGAGCACUGUUUCCAUGUACAUAAGAUGCAUUGCAAUUGCAAGAUCUUUUGUAUGUAAUACUAAAAGUUCAUAAUAAUAGGAACAAAUAAACGUUAUCUGAUCACUUAA
Messenger RNA from Cataglyphis hispanica, 1707 nucleotides. RefSeq names its product dolichyl-diphosphooligosaccharide--protein glycosyltransferase 48 kDa subunit (gene Ost48). Bases 39 to 1343 code for a protein of 434 amino acids. The record is from RefSeq and is a predicted model, not a curated record. The transcript has 3 exons. Gene Ontology annotation, cellular component: endoplasmic reticulum membrane; oligosaccharyltransferase complex. NCBI's taxonomy places the organism in Eukaryota, Metazoa, Arthropoda, Insecta, Hymenoptera, Formicidae.